Colletotrichum orchidophilum is the source of this 921-nucleotide messenger RNA. RefSeq lists its product as uncharacterized. The coding region runs from base 1 to 921 and encodes 306 amino acids. The transcript is spliced from 3 exons. Lineage: Eukaryota; Fungi; Ascomycota; Sordariomycetes; Glomerellales; Glomerellaceae. The record is from RefSeq and is a predicted model, not a curated record.
AUGGCGGCCCAGCUUUACUUUGACCAAUGCUGGGCUAUUCUCAGCACGAUCGGCCUCUCCAACGUCUUCUUGGGCUUCAUCGUCAUCAGCAUAACGAAAUUCUCCCCCGUCGCGCUGGUUCCCAUCAUCACUAGUACAGGUUGCGCCAUCGCCAACGGACUAGAUUUCUACAUCUACUACACGGAUAGUCCACUAUUGGACAAGGCGAUCGCAUCUGGGUUUGCCGAUACUUUUUGGCUGGUACAAGAAGCCGGCAUAUCCUUUUAUUCAUACGUCAUGUUGACGCACUUGUUGACGGGUCGCAGUCGGAAAAUCUAUCUGACGGUCUUUUGGAUCCUGAUUGCGGGCAUCACGGCCCUUCGAGGCACGAUAUUGAUAGCUCGACUCAAUGAUCUCUACAAUGUCAACAACAAUACCGCUUCAAAGAUUAUCGACUGGGCUCACGUUGGAUACUUUGUGCUCUUGGCAAUCCUGGAGUGUCUGAGCGCCUUCUACUUGCUCCGGAAAUUCGCGUCAACCAAGAAGAGAUCGUUGCGGGCUGCGCUGAACAUCAGCUUGUGGGGUCACUUGAUGCGAAGCACAGAGAUACGCGUUUCCUCUCUGGCGCUGAUUGGAGUCACGAGAUCCAUCACCUACAGCUUUCAUCCAUCUCUCUUGAACACGACGGACACGACUCCCAUGCAAAUCGAUCGGUUUGUAUACACCUUGGAGUGUAUCUUCCCCGUCAUUCUCUAUUUCGAUCUUUUGGCUUGCAAGAUCCAAUCCGAGAGCCAUCGGGCGAAUAACAUACGGCACGUGGAGACAUCAAAUUUCUUGAGAGAUUCUACAGCUGGCGAGCUCAGCAGCUCGAUCUCUCCCUUGUCAGAGAAGCCUUUUGAGCUUCGCAGAGAAACCCGUUACUAUUGUUCUCGCUCGAAUUAA